Parnassius mnemosyne (clouded apollo) is the source of this 435-nucleotide messenger RNA. NCBI's taxonomy places the organism in Eukaryota, Metazoa, Arthropoda, Insecta, Lepidoptera, Papilionidae. The record is from the annotation of a GenBank genome assembly.
AUGUCGUCCCGUCUGCCGAGCUCACAACUCGCCGCGUUCUAUAUCAGCGUCAUGCUGCUGGCUAUGUUUACUGGGCCUGCCAUUGCUCUUAAUUUUGAUCAGUAUCAAACGGAGACUUCCAAAGGCGCGGCCUGUGCAGCAGAGAACAAGAUUUUGGGCCCUUUUUACAUACCUAACAAUCAAUGCUCCGGUGCAAUUUACGAUCUUUCGAAACACUGCGAGCGACUUGAGUUGGUUAAAGUGACGGUGUUGGACUACGCGCACGUCAAAAUAAAGAUAGAUGAUGCUCUGCGCUCUGUGAGCAUCGAGCGAGCGCCGAAUCUCCUGGGCGAUUGUCCAGGGCGCGCGAUGGUGCGCGCUGCACUGGCCUGCGGCCCCUCAGUGCCCAGCCGUAGGCGUCCUAACGACAAAGAAUACAUCCUGCCGCCACUGUAA